CGGCCGCGUGAGGCGAUCGCGAGAUGGCGGCGGCCGAGGCGGUGGCGGCGGCGCCGCUCUUGGCGCUGGAGCCGCGGCUGCAGCGCGAGUUCCAGGAGCAGGUGCAGCGGGUGCGGCAGAGCCGGGCGGCCAAGGAGCGGCUGACGGCGGGGACCGUGUACGUGGGGCACGUCCCGCGGGGGCUGGGCGAGCCCCAGCUCCGCGAGUACUUCGGCCAGUUCGGGACCGUCACGCGGCUGCGGCUCUCCAGGAGCAAGAAGACUGGAGGUAGUAAAGGCUAUGGAUUUAUUGAGUUUGAAUCGGAUGAUGUGGCAAAGAUUGUUGCAGACACAAUGAACAACUACCUGUUUUGUGAAAGACUUCUGAAGUGUCAGUUCAUACCUCCUGAAAGGGUUCAUGAAAACCUCUUCAAAGGCUGUGACAGAAAGUUUCAGAAGCCUUCGCAGCCAGCAGUCAAGCGGUACAAUAAGAUACGUUCUGUCAGCGAGAAGGCAAAGAUGGCAAAGCGACUGCUGCGGAAGGAGAAACUUUUACGGAAGAGGCUGGCUGAAAAGGGGCUUGAUUAUGACUUCCCAGGAUUUGCUGCGCAAAAGCUUCACCUAAAGAAAAAGAAAGCUAAAAAAUCCAAGCCAAAGAUGAAUGUUUCUUUGAACAGCCAGGAUCCUACUCCAGUCUGUACUCCUACAGUGCUUGAGCGCCGGAAAGCUCACGAGGCAGAUGAUGACACAGAGGACAAUGAAAUAACUGUCCGACUGCCCCCCAACAGUGUUGAUAAUGCUGUGCAGAGACCAAAAAAACAGCCAAGAAAAAAAACAAACCUGAAGAAACAGAAAUAAAGUUUUAAUGUCUAUAGCUAA
Molecule: messenger RNA, 857 nt
Organism: Rhea pennata
Lineage: Eukaryota; Metazoa; Chordata; Aves; Rheiformes; Rheidae
Gene: NIFK
Product: nucleolar protein interacting with the FHA domain of MKI67
Exons: 6
Coding region: 24-836 (270 amino acids)
Biological process (GO): maturation of LSU-rRNA from tricistronic rRNA transcript (SSU-rRNA, 5.8S rRNA, LSU-rRNA)
Cellular component (GO): nucleolus
Molecular function (GO): RNA binding
Source: RefSeq, a predicted model, not a curated record